Messenger RNA from Varroa destructor (honeybee mite), 1964 nucleotides. RefSeq names its product probable ATP-dependent RNA helicase pitchoune (gene pit). Gene Ontology annotation, molecular function: ATP binding; RNA helicase activity; nucleic acid binding. Lineage: Eukaryota; Metazoa; Arthropoda; Arachnida; Mesostigmata; Varroidae. The record is from RefSeq and is a predicted model, not a curated record.
ACGUGUUGCAUUCCCCGUGAGCAACUCGAGCGGGAAUCGAUCUAUUCGCGUUAGAAAUGGAUGCAGUUCACUAGGAUGUUAUGUACCGCUACUUCGCUACAUCGUAGCCGUGAAAUUUUUUAAUACGCUAUUCUUGUAGCCUCCUUACUAAAGAUCCCGCGUGGUACUCUAAGUUAGCUGCUGCUCGUUACCUGAUAAUUCCAACAAGAUGGCUAUUCACGAACAGACCCUGAAACGAAAAUUGAAGCAGAGAGAAAAGGCCCAGAAAAAAUUUAAAGAGGAGCGACUUCAAAAAAAACAAAAAACCGCAAGAGAGGAACAGGAGAGCCAGGCUGAAGAAAGUCAACAUGUUGAUCAAAGCUCGAAAGUAAGACAAACGGAAAAUGAUGAAUCCAUUCCCGAAUUUAAGGAAAGUGAGCUCCCAGGUACAUCGGCUGGAAUUCUGUCAUCCGAGGACUUUAGCUCUCUUAAAGGAAAGGUUGCUGAUCAGACACUUCGUGCUAUUUCCGAGAUGGGAUUUGAGAAAAUGACUGAGAUUCAGUUCAAGUCUAUCCCAUAUCUGCUUGAAGGUCGAGAUAUGAUUGCCAAUGCGAAAACCGGGUCUGGAAAAACACUCGCCUUCCUAAUUCCAGCUAUUGAACUCAUGCACAAACUAAAGUUUAUGCCCCGUAACGGAACCGGCGUUGUUGUUAUUACUCCGACACGUGAGCUUGCCAUGCAGACAUUUGGAGUUUUGAAGGAGCUGUUACAGUUCCAUCAACAAACAUUUGGUCUGAUCAUGGGUGGAACAAACCGAAACUCCGAAGCCGAGAAGCUCGGCAAGGGCGUCAGCAUUCUCAUCGCUACCCCCGGACGACUUCUUGACCACCUCCAGAACACCAAGAACUUCGUGUAUAAAAACCUUCAAUGUUUGAUCAUCGACGAGGCUGAUCGUAUUCUCGAUAUUGGUUUCGAAGAAGAGAUGCAGCAGAUUAUUCGGAUACUGCCGAAACGCCGGCAGACGAUGCUUUUUUCAGCAACGCAGACUAAAAAGACGGAGGAGCUAGCUAGAGUCGCGUUAAAAGCUGAGCCAAUCACGGUUGGAAUCGAGGACAAGCAGGAGCACGCCACUGUUGCCGGACUUGAGCAAGGCUACGUAGUUUGUCCGAGCGAUAAGCGAUUUUUGCUGUUGUUCACCUUUUUGAAGAAAAAUCGACACAAGAAAGUAAUGGUCUUCUUUUCGUCGUGCCUUUCCGUAAAAUACCAUCACGAAUUGCUGAACUAUAUUGAUCUCCCAGUGGUAUCCAUUCAUGGUAAGCAGAAGCAGGCAAAACGGACGACUACGUUCUUUCAAUUCUCGAAUGCGGAAAACGGUAUUCUGCUCUGCACCGAUGUAGCGGCACGAGGUCUUGACAUCCCUAAGGUGGAUUGGAUUGUUCAGUUCGACCCUCCUGAUGACCCGAAAGAGUAUAUUCAUCGUGUUGGCCGUACCGCCCGUGGCGAAGGCGGUGUUGGUCAUGCCUUGCUGAUCUUGCGACCAGAAGAAGCUGGCUUUCUGCGAUACCUAAAAUUAGCCAAGGUACCGAUGCAGGAAUUUGAGUUCAGUUGGAACAAGAUUGCCAAUAUUCAGCCGCAACUGGAGAAGCUCAUACAGAAAAACUACUUUCUUUAUAGUUCAGCGCGAGAAGCGUACAAGGCGUACGUGCGCGCCUACGAAAGUCACAGUCUGAAAACGAUCUUCGAUGUGCAGACCCUCGACCUUAUAGCGGUUGGUCGGUCGUUUGGCUUUGCAGUACCGCCGCGUGUCGAUCUUAAUGUCGGAGUUUCAAAGAAGAAGAAUAAAGACUCAAGAUUCAAGCAUUUUGGUGGCGAGCAAAGAAGGAAGAAGACGCUGAUUUAUAAGCCUAUACCCGUUAAGAGUAAUGGCUAGGACUGGUGGUGACUUGAUAGUAAACAAUGCGUGAAUAAAGCUCGAGCAGAAGUCA